Messenger RNA from Budorcas taxicolor (takin), 933 nucleotides. Its product is annotated as RNA N6-adenosine-methyltransferase METTL16-like. Gene Ontology annotation, molecular function: 23S rRNA (adenine(1618)-N(6))-methyltransferase activity. The record is from RefSeq and is a predicted model, not a curated record. Gene Ontology annotation, cellular component: nucleus. Gene Ontology annotation, biological process: rRNA base methylation. Lineage: Eukaryota; Metazoa; Chordata; Mammalia; Artiodactyla; Bovidae.
AUGCUGGGAAAGAAAUGCAGCCUGGCUCCUCUGAAGGAAGAACUUCACAUACAAAGGGAUCCUAAAGUCACCUAUACUGAACUCUCCCAGGGUCGGACAAUGAGAUGGGCUUUGGCUUGGAGUUUUUAUGAUGACGUAACAGUACCAUCACCACCCAGUAAGCGAAGAAAACUAGAGAAGCCAAGGAAGCCCAUUACGUUUGUAGCCCUGGGGUCUGUGAUGGAAGAACUAGCCCUCCAAGCAUCAUCUCUGGGCCCUGAGACAGUGGAAGGCAUCAUGGUUGUGACAGCAUGGACUGAAAAAAUCCUCACUGACCUAAAGGUCCAGCAUAAACGAGUUCCCUGCGGAAAGGAGGAAAUCAGCCUUUUCCUAACGGCCAUAGAAAACUCCUGGAUUCACUUAAGGAGGAAGAAGAGAGACCGAGUGAGACGGCUGAGAGAAGGGCCCCUAGUGCCCAAGGACGUAGUCGAAGGCUUGGAAGAGGAAACGUCUCCCCCAGAGUCUGGAAAGAGCCAGGAUGUUGCCCAGGGCCCCCAGGAAAUUGCUGGGGGCCCUGCUCCACCGGAAGGUGUCACUGUGGGGGGCCACGGCCCCAGCCAGGACUCGCUUUUGCAGGAGGAAAACCCAGAACCCACGGAGGAUGAAAGGAGUGAGGAAAAGGGGGACAUGGAGGUUCUGGAAAGUUGUAAAGGCUCUAGCAAUGGAGCCCAGGACCACGAGGCUCCUGAGCCCUUCAGCAGCCCAGUGUCUGAAAAAGGGAACCAUCUCCAAGGAGUGGCUGGACUUUACUUAUUCAAGUGUCUGAUAAAUGUUAAGAAGGAGGUAGAUGACGCCUUAGUUGAAAUGCACUGGGUUGAGGGCCAGAACAGGGAUUUGAUGAACCAGCUUUGUACUUAUAUAUGUAACCAAACUUUCAGGCUUGUUGCUAGUUAA